AUGAGAAGUAGAGUUCCAAUUGCCAGAUUACCUGUUGACCCUGAGAUAGAAAAGACUUGCAGAAGAAACAGAAGAAUGAGAAAAUUGGAAAGAGCGGCACUAGAGAUUGAACAAGAAGGAGUCAUAGCUGACAACACCAACUAUGGCAACAAUGGGAGCAACGGAGGAGGCGUAGAAGACCAGGCUAAUGGACACAACAACAAUGACCGUAGCCUGAGGGAUUACUUGCUUCCUAACUUGACAGUGGCCCGAUCCUGUAUAAGGCCACCUGCUGUUGACGCCAACACUUUUGAAAUCAAGCCAGCCAUACUACAAAUGGUCCAAUCUUCAGUCCAGUUUGGGAGAUUGCCGUCAGAAGACCCAAACAUGCACCUCGCCAACUUCGAAGAAUUGUGCCGGACAUUCAAGAUGAAUGGAGUUAGCGAUGACGCCAUCAGGCUAAGGCUGUUCCCAUUCUCACUAAGGGAGCGAGCCAAAAGUUGGUUGGUAUCUUUGCCAACCCACUCUAUCAACACUUGGGAGGAAUUGGCCCUGAAAUUCCUUUCCAAAUACUUUCCUCCUGCAAAAAUUGCCAAGCUGAGAGCUGAAAUUAACAACUUUACCCAGCAUGACAACAAAUCUCUUUAUGAAGCCUGGGAGAGAUUCAAGGACUUAUUGAGGAAGUGCCCGAAUCAUGGGAUUGUGAAGUGGUUGCAAGUGCAUAACUUCUAUACUGGAUUAAUGAGCAACACCCGAACAUUGAUAGAUGCCACAGCUGGUGGGGAUUUUAUGAGGAAAAGUGCUAAUGAGGCCUUUGAAUUACUUGAAGAGAUGGCCAUAACUAAUCAACAAUGGUCAACAGAGAGAGGCCCAACUAAAAAGGUUGCGGGAAUGCAUGACGUUGAUGCCAUAACCAAGUUGACAGCCCAGGUAAAGGCAUUAACAAAGUUGGUGACUGCACAAGCCAAGCAAGCUCAAGUUGUCUGCAAGCUGUGUGGAGGACCUCAUACUACUGAUACCUGCCCAAUAGAUGUAGACAGUUCGCCAAUGGAGCAAGCCCACGCCAUUGGAAACUAUCAGAAUAAUUAUGGUUUCAACCAAGGAGGUCGUCAGCAGAGCUUCCAAAAGCAGUUUCCUAAUCAGCAACAACAAGGGUUUUAUCCUCAGCAAAGCCAACAACAACAACAACAAGACUCAAGUGGAGGGUCUAAUCCUCAAUUAGACACGUUGAUGCAAUUCAUGACAAAGAUUGAGUCUUCCAUUAAGGUCUUGGAAAACAAAGUGGAGCAGUUGGCUUCUCAAAAUACUAACAGGGCUCAAGGUAACUUGCCUAAUACUACUGAGGUAAAUCCAAAAGAGAAUUGUAAUGCAAUUACCUUGAGAAGUGGUAAGACCUAUGCUGAGACAAACCAAGACAAGCCAAAGGAGAAAGAAGAUGGAGAACCAGUACCAACACAAAAGAAGAAGAAGACUACUGAUGGUCUUCAACAAAAAGAAACUCCACCUCCCAUCAGCAUUAACCAUCACAUCAAAAUUCCUUAUCCUCAAAGACUUCACAAGAAUAAGAUGGAUAAGCAGUUUUCAAAAUUCCUUGAAAUAUUCAAGAAACUGCAUAGCAACAUCCCAUUCAUAGAGGCUUUGGAACAGAUGCCAACUUACCUGAAGUUCAUGAAAGACAUCUUAUCCAAGAAAAUGAAGUUGAAAGAAUUUGAGAUGGUGGCACUUACUGAAGAGUGCAGUGCGGUCCUGCAAAAGAAACUACCACCCAAGCUAAAAGAUCCGGGUAGUUUCAACAUCCCAUGCUCAAUAGGGGGUUUGAUACAAACAAAAGCUUUAUGUGAUCUGGGAGCCAGUAUCAACUUAAUGCCCCUAUCCAUGUUUAAAAGAUUGAAAUUAGGGGAAGCCAAGCCCACAACAGUCACUUUACAGAUGGCAGAUCGUUCUUUAACUCAUCCUCGGGGUAUAAUUGAAGAUGUUUUGGUAAAGGUUGGUAAGUUCAUCUUCCCUGCUGAUUUCAUAAUACUUGACAUGGAGGAAGAUGAAAAUAUUCCUAUCAUCUUCAGAAGACCAUUCCUAGCAACGGGAAGAGCAUUAAUUGAUGUACAGAAGGGGGAGUUAAAGUUGCGUGUUCAAAAAGAAGAAGAGACUUUCAAAGUAUUUGCCGCAACUGAAAUUCCUACUUGUUGUCGACUGGAAGUUGUAAAGGAUGGUCGAGAAGUCAUUACCAACAAGACGAAAGGGAAGUCUAAAGAACGAUUUCGAACUGUUCGACGACGUAUGAAAAGACUGUUGUGUGGGAAUUAUGAAGGUGACUCUCAAUCUAAGGACAACUUUAAAAAUUGCAACAUUAGAGGUCAGUUUUCUUCGUUUGGCACAAAUGUUAGGCUAAAAUUAGUCUAA
This is a messenger RNA of Cannabis sativa, 2379 nucleotides long. RefSeq lists its product as uncharacterized. Bases 1 to 2379 code for a protein of 792 amino acids. The record is from RefSeq and is a predicted model, not a curated record. Lineage: Eukaryota; Viridiplantae; Streptophyta; Magnoliopsida; Rosales; Cannabaceae. The transcript has a single exon.